CCCCCACAGUGUGAAAUGGUUACAUGUGAGAUUCCAGUGGUCGAGAAUGGCAGACUGGUGUCAGGACAUGAAAAAGUGUAUCAUUACCAAGCAAAGGCUGACCUUGAAUGCCUGGAGGGUUUUGACCUUCAAGGUAGCAGUACGAUUACCUGUGGACCUAACAAUGAUUGGGAGCCUCAGAUUCCAACGUGUGUUAAAGGUGACUUUCCAGAAGUAGAAUUUCAAAAUUUAGAAAAUGUCAAUCCUGCUAAUCAGGCCGUGCCUCCUCCAGUGUCCAUCAGCACUCCAGGGAAACCCUCUGCAAAUAGUACACCACCACCUAAAGACAAUAAGGAAUACGGUGGAGGACUCAUUGUUCUGAUGGUUCUUCAGCAAGUCUUGGCGUUGCAGUAGUUGGCACCGGUGUGUACAGGUAUCUUCACAUCAGCCAAAGAGAGUAAAUUAAAUGUAUUUCUAGAACGUAUCGGUGCUUCUCACUCUUUUUUGAAAAAUAUGUUUUUAUUGACUUCACAAAGAGGAAGGGAGAGGAAAAGAGGGAUAGGAACAUCAAU
This is a messenger RNA of Pipistrellus kuhlii (Kuhl's pipistrelle), 551 nucleotides long. RefSeq names its product membrane cofactor protein-like. The record is from RefSeq and is a predicted model, not a curated record. Bases 16 to 393 code for a protein of 125 amino acids. NCBI's taxonomy places the organism in Eukaryota, Metazoa, Chordata, Mammalia, Chiroptera, Vespertilionidae. The transcript is spliced from 7 exons.